Cladocopium goreaui is the source of this 1776-nucleotide messenger RNA. The record is from the annotation of a GenBank genome assembly. NCBI's taxonomy places the organism in Eukaryota, Dinophyceae, Suessiales, Symbiodiniaceae.
GAUACCACUAUGCGGAGUUUUGUGCUUUGUUUCUCGACGUUUCUUGUUGGCUUGCUUUGUUUCUCGACGUUUCUUGUUCGCUUUCUCUCACUUCCGUUUCCGACCACCAAGCUGGGCCUUCUGCAAAGCCUCCUGAAAUCCCACAGUUUGGUGGAACAGCGGUCAGGUACGAAAACCGACGCCCCAGACAUCCCAGCCGUCCCAGAUGCCCCAGAAACUUGGCCAGAAGCUUUGUCACCAGCGCCACCAGCGCCACCACGGCUGGAUCCAAGUUGUGAGAUUAGUUCCAGAUCUUUGGAUUGGGGCUGGGAGGAGGUUUGCCAUUUGACCCAUGGGGGGGACGAAGCCUGCGAGAUGUUUCUGGCUUCAAAGAUGUACCAAGAUGAGAGGAUCUUCGUUGAGACCGCUCGAAGGUCCACCGAUAGCACCUAUCAUCCCAACUUGGCGAGGCUCAAGGCACGAGUGGUCCAAGCUGUGUCUGAAGGUCGGCCGGUGAAGAUUGUUGGCAUGGGUCCUUCCACAACAAAAGGAGUGGGAUGUCCCAACCAGCAUCUGCGUUGGACAGAUUCCUUGCAAAACUUAUCCAGCUUCAGAGGCAGCCCCUUACCACUGGAAGUGAUCAAUGAGGCACGACCGGCCACCAGGUUGCAGCUCAAAUGGCGGCAAGUGCUGCAGAAAUAUCAGAAUGACCGAACUCUGGACAUUGUCGUCAUUGAUUAUAGCGUCACUGCCAAUGAUGCCUCUGAUGCCAAGAGCGGUGCGACAACGAUCUAUGCGUAUCUGCAAGAUUGGAAACGGCCUCCAGCCCUGCUGUUUGUGGAGACCUUCUCGCGGCCAGUCAUGCACUUGCUGAUGCUGCACGGCAGCACUCCCUGCGGUCUCGUUGCAAACUUCACGAGCUCGGAUCCUUUCUACGGUGCCGCGAAGGCCUUCCGCCUGCCUUUGUUGAACUAUCCCGACAUGGUUUGUCAGAUGCCACCCUUGAACCGGAGUACCAGGAGUAUCAACAAGAUGCCUUUCCUGCAUGCUUACGACGACGUAAGAAGCAAUGCGCCGGUCCAUUACGGAUGUGGUGUACAUUUCAUUUUGGCACACACCGUCCAUCGCUACCUCCUCCAGGUGCUGCAGGAAUCCUGCGAUGUGGGAUCCCAGAAAGUGUGCACUGGAACUUUGAAGGAUUUUUGCGAAAAAGGCUUUCAAGAAACAUUGGAAGAGGAGAAGAUGCAGAAAGAUUUAGUGGUCAAUCUCUCCAAAGCAGAGCGAUGUGAGAUGCAUAUCACCACGUAUUUGUCCCACCUAAGUGACACUGGAUUUCCUGCUUUUGUAUCGGCCAACAGCUCCAAAUGGCGCCUGGGUGCAGACCGGCCCGGGAAGUACGGAUGGAUAGCCAACGAGGAACCACAGAUUCCCUUGGUGCCGAAGGUUAAUAAGGUUCACCGAAGAUGGCCAACAUUGAAGCAGUAUGGCAGAUAUGCUGAGCUCAAGCCAGGUGAAAUCGUGUUUCUGGUGCGCCUGACCGGGGGACUGAUUUUUCUCGAGUAUUUGUCCAGCUAUGAAAACAUUGGGUCGGCCACCUGCCAACUUGAAGAUAUGGAGCAAAACCCCCUGGGAGCAGCGGUAAAGAUUGAUGCUUUGUGGUCAGAAAAAGUGUCCAUCACCACACGCGUGACGUUAGAAGCCGAGAAGAUACCAAGACUUCGAAGGGGUUUCAACGCUGCAGUCCGGUGCACAGAAGAUGGCAAGAAGUUCAAGCUUCUAGGAAUUGCUAGUUGCUGA